UAAAAGUGAACAAUGACUCGACUGAGAGUUUGUGAGCGAUUGCUUGGAGCCUACCUGCUUAUCAUUCUCCAUGUUCAAGGUCAAAAUCUAGACAGCAUGCUUCAUGGCACAGGAAUGAAGACAAAUCCUGACCAAAAGAAACAAGCAAAUGGAGUAACGCUCGCUCCAGAGGACACCUUACCUUUUCUUAAGUGCUACUGCUCAGGACAUUGUCCAGAUGAUGCUAUUAAUAACACAUGCAUAACUAAUGGCCAUUGCUUUGCUAUCAUUGAGGAGGAUGAACAUGGAGAACCCACGCUUGCUUCUGGCUGCAUGAAGUAUGAAGGUUCAGACUUCCAGUGCAAGGACUCGCCUAAAGCACAAUCACGUCGAACAAUUGAGUGCUGUCGGACUGAUUUCUGCAAUCAGGAUUUACAGCCAACAUUACCACCACUUGAUAGUACAGAUGGACUUUUUGAUGGCAGCAUUCGUUGGAUGGCAGUGUUGAUUUCUAUGGCAGUCUGCAUAAUUGUCAUGAUCAUCUUAUUUAGCUGCUUUUGUUACAAGCAUUACUGUAAGUCGAUGGCAAAGAGGCACUGUUAUAAUCGUGACCUGGAACAAGAUGAAGCAUUUAUUCCAGCUGGGGAGUCAUUAAAAGACCUUAUUGACCAGUCACAGAGUUCUGGGAGUGGGUCAGGACUACCGUUGUUGGUUCAGCGCACUAUUGCCAAACAAAUUCAGAUGGUGAGGCAAGUUGGAAAAGGACGAUAUGGUGAAGUGUGGAUGGGCAAAUGGAGGGGUGAAAAAGUCGCAGUGAAAGUGUUUUUCACCACAGAAGAAGCCAGUUGGUUCCGAGAAACAGAGAUUUACCAAACUGUUCUAAUGCGUCAUGAAAACAUCCUUGGUUUCAUAGCUGCAGAUAUUAAAGGCACUGGCUCCUGGACACAGCUGUACUUGAUUACAGAUUAUCAUGAGAAUGGAUCAUUGUAUGAUUUUCUGAAAUGCACUACGCUAGACAACAGGGCUCUCCUCAAACUGGCGUAUUCUGCGGCAUGUGGUCUGUGCCAUCUACACACAGAAAUUUAUGGGACACAAGGCAAGCCCGCUAUUGCACACAGGGACCUGAAGAGUAAAAACAUCUUGAUAAAGAAAAAUGGAACCUGCUGCAUUGCUGACUUGGGUCUUGCAGUCAAGUUUAACAGUGACACAAACGAAGUUGAUGUUCCCUUGAAUACUAGAGUAGGAACAAAACGUUACAUGGCUCCAGAGGUCCUAGAUGAAAGCCUGAAUAAAAACCAUUUCCAACCAUACAUCAUGGCUGACAUCUACAGUUUUGGGCUGAUCAUCUGGGAAAUGGCUCGGCGCUGCGUCACAGGAGGUAUUGUUGAAGAGUAUCAGUUGCCAUAUUAUGACAUGGUGCCAAAUGAUCCAUCCUAUGAGGACAUGAGAGAAGUGGUGUGUGUCAAACGCUUACGCCCAGUAGUAUCGAAUAGAUGGAAUAGUGAUGAAUGUUUAAGAGCAAUAUUGAAAUUAAUGUCUGAAUGCUGGGCUCAUAAUCCUGCCUCAAGGCUCACUGCCUUGAGGAUCAAGAAGACACUUGCCAAGAUGGUGGAAUCACAAGAUGUAAAGAUUUGACAUAGUAAAUUGACAUUUGAGAGCAAAGCAGGACUCCUGGAUCUUUUCACUCAAACAUGGGUGAGACCUAUGUGGAAAGAGGAAAUCACUGAGAUUCAGUAUAUUUUCUCAGCACACUUCUAUAGGCUGCUAAUCAAAUCUUUCAGUACUUCAUAGACUGUGAUACUGAGAGCCUCUAUACGCUACAUGCUACGUAUAUGGACAGCCUUGGUAAAAUACAUGGUUUGUUUUUGUUUGAGCUGCAUUGAGACUUCAGUCAUACUUCAUGAGUCUCCAGUAAAACGCUGGGUACUGAAUUGAAUGUUCAGAUUACAGUGCUUUCUGUGAAAGCCUAACAAGCUAUAUGGAUUCAACAGAGAUGGAGAAUAUAAGCUUUUUUUGCCUUCUACCUGAUAAAACCUAGUCAAUCCAUACCAAGUUUUUGUGAAACAGCCUGUAGGUUAUGAAUCUGUUUGUGAUACUACUCAGUUUAACAGUUCCUUAUGCCUUUAUGUAUGUGCCAGGAUUAUUUUGCUGUCAUUUGGAAUAGAUAAGAAACCAUUUGAAUGAACAAAGUUUUAUGGUCAGGGCUCCAUGCAUUUUGUGGCUCCACAAUCAGAGAUUUGCUACAGAAUUUACUCCUUGCCAUUAAGUUAUCUUCCAGAAUUUCAGUUUUAAUUUUAUUUCUAGUCUUGUUUUGGUCACAAGGAGAACUGCAAAUAUGUGAACUAUUACUAAAUUAAAGAAUGCCUAUCUGAGUCUGUAAAGAGCCUGAAACAAUCACUCUUAGAGGUAUAGACUGCCUUGGUUGUCUCACUUACAGUCUAGUGGGCUCCAUGAUUGGAUGAUUAUAAAAUUUGGCAUAUUUUUGACAACGCCACAUGCAACCAGUGUUUUUGCUGUACAAUACAUCUUAACAGAAAGACCAUUGAUGAUGUGUUUUGCCUUUUUACUUUAUUGGGAUUCACUGGUAGGUGUCUGUCAUGCUCUAAACUUUUUUCCAUAUAGGAGCGAAUCAGUCAGCUGUAGGAGCAUGCUUUUUCAUCAUUUGACAAAACUAGGCAGAAGAUAAGUUUUGAAAGGCUUGAGAAAAGUCUGAUUUACAGACUGAAAAGAGGGAAGGCAGGAAGCGCAGGCCAGGCACUCAGAAGAUUAGAGAAUAUGGUAAAGGUCAAGACCAGGAAAACUGAAUAUGUGAACUGUUGAAGGUAAGAUCCACAACAUACAGAAGAUUUAGAGCUGGAUUGCCCUGAUGUAAGUGCAGGAGGCCAUGUCUGUGGGCCAUUCAGUGGACAGUUAUAAAAGUCAAGAUUUGAGACAAGGUAAAUCAGUGGGUGUUUUAAGUUCUAGUUAGGCGCAUUUGGGAGGAAAAGCAUUGAAAGAUAAUUCAUGAAGAUAAAGUAAGUUAACAUAAUUGCAAAAUUUGGUCCUAUUGUGCCAACUAUUUGGCAUGUGCAGGAAACUGUAGUUCCCUCCUUUUCUUCACUGAUCCAGACAAGUUGGUUAAAAACCGGAACCCCUCCGUGAGGUUACUGUAAGGCAGAAUUACUGAUUUAUAACUCCUUUGGCACUUCUACUUUGAAGUUAGAAAAUAGUAACAUAACUCCAGUUGAAGCUUCAAAUACGCGAAUCAUCAGAAGAAUGAACACACAGUAUUGGAACCAUUGAACCUAUUUGAUAAUUUAAGUGCCUAUAACUUUGUACUGUAAAUCUUGUUCUAGAUAACUUUAAAAAGGGAAGUUAUUUAUACAGUGUGUUUUGUGCUUUAGUAAAAAAAAAAACACCUAGUCUUAGGUACACGUGUACAAUUAAAUACAUGCGCACACACAUAUAUGCCAUAGUCAAGAUUUGAAGAAAAAAGUUAGGAAUAAUAUUAAAAUUGAUGAAAAAAUGUUAAAACUUAAGAUUGAUUUAUGCCAGAUUAUUUGUUGUCUUAAAUAUGUACAUGGAGAUUUUUUUGAUAUGUGUUUAAAUUUCCCUUGAAAAUACAACUGAUGGAAAACAAUGUAACACAGAACUAAUGUGAUUUGUGAACAAUUACAACCUUCUAAUAUGUUAUUUUUUUGUUCUAAUUCUGUAGUUCACAUAAUGUAAAUAGUCAGGCAAAAGAUUGCAGUAUUUUUAUUUUCUAUUGUGAUGUACAGACUUUAUUUAACAGUUCUACGUAUUUUAUAGAAAUCUAGCUAUUUUGAGGGACAUUUCUUUUUUUAAAAAAAUAAAGUCAUUACUUUUGUUUGGUAAUGCCUUUAAGUAUUACUAUGUAUUCUGGCUGAAAAGGUCAUAGGUGUGUCAACUAUGAUUUUAACUUAUUUGAAAACAUCAAGAGAUAUAUGCUAUUGUGCCACAAUCCUCAUGAUAAAGGGCUUUUUAAAAGAACAUUUCUCCGUCCAUUGCCAAGAAACAUAUGAUGAGUUUGAAAUUGUUAAUCAUGUCUUCGCACAUAAUUUUUGCACAGGUAGUUGGAAAAUACUUGGUAUGAGCCAAAAAAAGUAAGGGAUAAGCUUUUUUUCUU
Molecule: messenger RNA, 4105 nt
Organism: Gavia stellata (red-throated loon)
Lineage: Eukaryota; Metazoa; Chordata; Aves; Gaviiformes; Gaviidae
Gene: BMPR1A
Product: bone morphogenetic protein receptor type 1A
Exons: 11
Coding region: 13-1614 (533 amino acids)
Biological process (GO): cellular response to growth factor stimulus; BMP signaling pathway; dorsal/ventral pattern formation
Cellular component (GO): plasma membrane; signaling receptor complex
Molecular function (GO): ATP binding; transforming growth factor beta receptor activity, type I; SMAD binding
Source: RefSeq, a predicted model, not a curated record